Messenger RNA from Penicillium maclennaniae, 1680 nucleotides. RefSeq names its product nucleobase cation symporter-1 family protein. Lineage: Eukaryota; Fungi; Ascomycota; Eurotiomycetes; Eurotiales; Aspergillaceae. Gene Ontology annotation, molecular function: nucleobase transmembrane transporter activity. The transcript has 5 exons. Gene Ontology annotation, cellular component: plasma membrane. The coding region runs from base 1 to 1680 and encodes 559 amino acids. The record is from RefSeq and is a predicted model, not a curated record. Gene Ontology annotation, biological process: transmembrane transport; nucleobase transport.
AUGUCGAAACUUGGAUGGUUUCUCGAAAAAGCGGCCGUCUCUCACGAGCCCGGGCUCUCUAAUGCCCAGUUGAUGUUGACAAACGAGGAUCUGCGACCAGUUGAUCCCGAACGUCGCCAAUGGAAAUGGUGGAACUAUGUCACUUUCUGGAUUGCCGACUCCCUCAACAUUAAUACAUGGAUGAUUUCCUCCUCGAUGAUCGUGGGCGGCCUCUCAUGGUGGCAGGCAUGGAUCUGUGUCUGGAUCGGAUACUUUAUCGCGGCUGGAUUUGUCUGUCUGACCGGUCGCAUCGGUGCUGUCUAUCACAUCUCUUUCCCUGUGACAGCCCGAGCUUCAUUUGGAAUCUGGGGCUCUUUGUGGCCUGUGAUCAACCGAGUCGUGAUGGCGAUCAUCUGGUACGGAGUGCAGAGUUAUAUUGGAGGUGAAUGUGUCACUUUGAUGAUCGAGGCAAUCUGGCCUAGCUACAAGGAUCUACACAAUGGCCUCUCUGCCAGUGCCGGUGUCGAUACCAAGGGCUUCCUCAGCUUCUUCCUCUUCUGGCUUGGGUCUCUUCCCGCUCUCUGGUUCCCCGUGCACAAGAUCCGCCACCUAUUCACCGUCAAGGCUAUCUAUUCGCCUAUUGCCGCUAUUGCUUUCUUCGGCUGGGCUAUCUCGCGAGCUCACGGUAUCGGCCCGAUUGUUCACCAGCCCAACACAGUCCACGGAAGCGCCUUGGCAUGGGCAUUCGUCAAGGCAAUCAUGACCUGCAUCGGGAACUUUGCAGCCCUCAUCAUGAAUGAUCCUGAUUUUACACGCUUUGCCCGAACACCUAAGGAUGCAUUGUGGUCUCAGCUGCUCACCAUUCCUAUCGGUUUCGGAAUCACUUCGUUCAUCGGAAUUAUCGUGUCUUCGUCUUCGUCCGUCAUCUAUGGUGAAGCAGUCUGGAACCCGCUGGACUUGCUAGGCAACUUCCUCGAAGGAGCCAGCUCAGGACAGCGCUUCGGAAUCUUCAUCAUCGCCCUUGGUUUCACCCUCGCUCAACUAGGAACGAACAUCUCCGCCAAUUCAGUCUCUGCCGGCACAGACCUGACUGCCCUGCUUCCGCGAUACCUGAACAUCCGACGUGGUAGCUAUAUCUGUGCCGCCAUCGGUCUGGCCAUGUGCCCUUGGAACCUAGUCAUCGGCUCAAGCCAAUUCACAACGUACCUUUCGGCCUACUCUCUCUUCCUAUCCGCCAUUGCCGGUGUCAUGAUCUGCGAUUACUACUUCGUCCGCCGUGGCUACCUAGACAUCAAAGCCCUAUACAGCGCCAGCAAAACAGACCCGUACUUCUACACGAUGGGUUUUUCCUGGCGCGCCUACGCCGCCUAUCUCAGUGGAAUUUUAAUUAAUAUCGUUGGCUUCGCCGGUGCCGUCGGUUGUGAUGUCCCCAUUGGCGCAGAAUACAUCUACAACGUGAACUACUUCUCCGGCGUGAUUGUCUCCGGUGGCAUGUACUGGAUCCUGACGAAGCUAUUCCCUGUCCCGGCCACGAGUGACCAGUGGAAUGAGGUUGAUAUCGAUACCGAGCCCGACAUCCUGGUUGCAUAUGGACAAGAGAUCAGCGAUGAGGAACAUACUAUUGGCGCAAACCGCUGGGCUACGGAUGCGUUGCCGGUGGAUGAUCAGAAGGGUCUGAAUUCUGCGUCUAAGAAGAUCUGA